Colletotrichum navitas is the source of this 1513-nucleotide messenger RNA. RefSeq names its product endo-beta-1. Bases 236 to 1513 code for a protein of 425 amino acids. The record is from RefSeq and is a predicted model, not a curated record. Lineage: Eukaryota; Fungi; Ascomycota; Sordariomycetes; Glomerellales; Glomerellaceae. Gene Ontology annotation, molecular function: hydrolase activity, hydrolyzing O-glycosyl compounds. The transcript has 2 exons.
AGAACAACAUUAAGCCCAUCUUUAAUUUAUACAAGGUUUGUCUUCUUUUCCGUGUUAGUCGUCGCCCCCCGGACGUGUGCUGCCACCCUGCCGGAUACCUACCUACAUUGCUGUCUCACAUUUAACCCCUCCGACACCAAGCAACGAGCCAACCUGCAUUCCAUCCUGGGCCCUGCAUCGUUGGAUUCUCUGUAGGGUCUUCGUCGACAGACCUUACCCGUCUUAGUUACUCACAAUGCGCCCGCCGUCAGGGCCUUCGGCGCUGCUGGCCGCGCUCGCCGCGCUCGCCCUCCCCGCCGCGUCCGCCGAGUCGCUCCAGCGCCGGGAUCUCCAGCCCCUCCCGCUGUCCACUCGGGACCAGUACAUCGUAGACUCCAAGAACGCGGCCGUCGUCAUGGUCGGCGUCAACUGGGCCGGCCACGAACGCGCCAUGAUCCCCGAGGGCCUGCAGUACCAGUCCGUCGAGGCCAUCGUCAAGAAGAUCGCCGAGACCGGCUUCAACUCGGUCCGCAUGACCUUUGCCAGCGAGAUGGUGGACGACAUCGUCGAGGGGGGCGGCGACGCCAGCCUCGAAGCGACCCUGAAGCGCGCCCUCGGCCCGGAGAACGGCACCGCCGUCAUGAGGCAGAUCCUCAAGAACAACCCCGGCUUCAGCGAAGGCACCAAGAGGCUCGAGGUCUGGGACGCCGUCGCCGCCGAGCUCGGCCGCCAGAACAUCUACCUCCACCUCGACAACCACGUGUCCAAGGCGGGGUGGUGCUGCAACCCCUACGACGGCAACGGAUGGUUCGGCGACACGUACUUUAACACGUCCAACUGGGUCCGGAGUCUGGCCUUCAUGGCGGAACACGGCAAAGCCGCCAAAUGGCCAUCCUUCUCCAGUAUGGGCCUGCGCAACGAGCUGCACGACCCCUUCUCGGCGCCGCCGGCGCCCAGCCUGGAGAACACGACGUGGACGACGUGGAAGACGCGCAUGGUGCAGGGCGCCAACGCCAUCCACGGCGCGAACCCGGACGUGCUCAUCUUCUUCGGCGGCCGCAUCUUCGACUUUGACAUCUCGGCGCCCGUCCAGGGCCGCUUCGGCAGCGAGCCCGGCUUCAACUUCUCGCUCGCCGAGCUGCCCUUCCGCGACAAGUUCGUCUUCGAGCAGCACCAGUACGACCAGGGCCUCGUCGACGACGCCUGCGCCAGCUACGGCGACAUCCUCACCGCCUUCGGCUCCAACGCCAUGACCAUCGCCGACGCCGGCUCGAACCGCGCCCCGCUCGUCAUGUCCGAGUGGGGCCACGAGCAGACGGACGCGAGCGCCAAGUACAAGGACAAGUUCCGCCGGUGCCUCAUGGACUUCAUGGUCGAGAAGCAGAUCGGCUGGAUGGUCUGGGUUCUCGGCGGGAGCUACUACACCCGCGAGGGCGUGCAGGACAAGGACGAGCCUUGGGGUAAGCCACCCCAGCAUCAUCACCGUCACCAUCACCAUCAUCACGUCCCCCCCCUUCAGAUGACGAGAGAAUAA